Messenger RNA from Bufo bufo (common toad), 1424 nucleotides. RefSeq names its product histocompatibility minor 13 (gene HM13). The coding region runs from base 87 to 1172 and encodes 361 amino acids. The record is from RefSeq and is a predicted model, not a curated record. The transcript has 12 exons. Gene Ontology annotation, cellular component: lumenal side of endoplasmic reticulum membrane; membrane; cytoplasmic side of endoplasmic reticulum membrane. Lineage: Eukaryota; Metazoa; Chordata; Amphibia; Anura; Bufonidae. Gene Ontology annotation, biological process: membrane protein proteolysis. Gene Ontology annotation, molecular function: aspartic endopeptidase activity, intramembrane cleaving.
GUUACACGUCACUUCCGUUAGGUUUGGUAACGUGUCCUUACCGGUUCCAUCGCUGUGACUUGUUAGGAAGCAGCGACAUCCCGGACAUGGCGGAGCUGGAACCCGCGGCUCUGCACAAUGAGAGCGAUGCCGCCGUCAAUGGCACGGGGAGGCUGGGGAGCUCUCCGGAGGGGACGGCGCUGGCGUACGGCAGCCUGCUGGGGAUGGCUCUACUGCCCAUCUUUUUCGGGGCGCUGAGGAGCGUCAACUGUGCUAAGGGCAAGAACUCAUCGGACAUGCCGGAGACCAUCACCAGCCGGGAUGCCGCCAGGUUCCCCAUCAUUGCCAGCUGCACCCUCUUUGGGCUGUACCUGUUUUUUAAAAUCUUCUCCCAGGAAUAUAUUAACCUCUUACUAUCCAUCUACUUCUUUAUCCUGGGAGUCCUCGCUCUGGCGCACACUAUAAGCCCUGCCAUGAAUAGACUGUUACCAGAAAACAUCCCCAACAAACAGUAUCAGCUGCUCUUUACUCAAGGAUCUGGGGACAGUAAACAAGAGAUUGUAAAUUACGAGUUUGAUACCCGGGACUUGGUCUGUCUGAUUAUCAGUGGAGUGGUCGGGGUCUGGUACCUCCUGAAGAAGCACUGGAUUGCCAAUAACCUAUUCGGUUUGGCAUUUGCCCUUAAUGGGGUGGAGCUGUUGCACCUGAACAACGUCAGUACCGGCUGCAUCCUGCUGGGGGGGCUAUUCAUUUACGACAUUUUCUGGGUUUUUGGGACCAAUGUCAUGGUGACUGUGGCCAAAUCCUUUGAAGCACCGAUAAAAUUGGUUUUUCCUCAGGACUUGUUGGAGAGGGGACUUGAAGCCAACAACUUUGCUAUGUUGGGAUUGGGUGAUAUUGUCAUUCCAGGCAUCUUCAUUGCUUUGUUACUCCGUUUUGACAUAAGCUUAAAGAAGAAUUCCCACACUUACUUUUACGCCAGCUUCUUGGCAUACAUCUUUGGCUUGGCCCUGACCAUAUUUGUGAUGCACACCUUCAAACAUGCUCAGCCGGCGCUCCUGUACCUGGUCCCUGCUUGUAUCGGUUUUCCUCUGCUUGUGGCUCUGGUGAAAGGAGAGAUCACGGAGAUGUUCAGAUACGAGGAGCAGCCGCAGAAAACAGACACAGAUGAACAAGACAAAAAAGAGGACUGAGUUCUGUGCCCAGGAUAUUCCAUGACUUGGGGGGGCUUAAAACUGUGUGUGGGAGACUAAAAACGCUGCCCUUCCCCUUUCAUUCUUUUUCUCCCCUUCUCUGCAAUAUGUGCGUAUGUGUGAACUGCUUAUGCCCCCUCCAUUACCCAAUGUGGGUUUGCAUCUGUGCCUGUCAUGUGUCGCUGGGCCGGUAUUUUUAUAUUUUGUAUGGUGGAUUUGCUUUCUAUGGUAUUAAAGCGUCAGUGGAGAUGC